GGCGUGGGAGCGUUGAGGCGGCUCCGCCCCGGUGCGGCGGAGAGCCCGGCUGUGAGCGCGGGGGGGCGACGCGGGGUGGUGAGGAGAGCCGGUGCGUCCGGGCGGCGGCGGGGAGCCGUGCGGGGCCCGUGCGAGCGGCGGCGGCUGCUUGGGCGGCGGCGAUGGGCGUGAGUUGGUGUUCCGUGUUGCGGGUGGUGGUGGUGGUGCAGGCGGCGUGGUCGCUGGUCGCUGAUCAGGUGCGGUACUCGGUGCCGGAGGAAGCCAAGGCCGGGACGGUGGUGGGUCGUCUGUUGCAGGACCUGGGCCUGGAGGCGGGCGAAGCGGAGUCGCGGCGCCUGCGUCUGGUGUCGCAGGGCCGUCGUGCGAGCGUGGAGGUGAGCGGGGCGAGCGGGGCGCUGGUGGUGAGCUCGCGUCUGGACCGGGAGGAGCUGUGCGGGAAGAGCGCGCCGUGCGCCCUGCGCCUGGAGGUGCUGGUGGAGCGGCCGCUGCGCGUCUUCCACGUGGAGCUGGAGGUGACCGACAUCAACGACAACGCCCCGCUCUUCCCCGCCGCCCGCAAAAACCUCAGCAUCGCAGAAUUAACCACGCUGCCGGGGUCCCGGUUUCCACUGGAAGGCGCGUCGGAUGCAGAUGUCGGAGCGAACGCAGAGCUCUCCUAUACACUCAGUCCCAGCGAGCAUUUCCGUGUGGAUACACAAAAAUCGAAUGAGCGAAAUAUUGUACCAGAUCUUGUUUUAACGAAACCGCUGGACCGCGAGACUUUGCCUGUGCACCGUUUGGUGUUGACGGCGAGUGACGGUGGCCGUCCAUCGCUGACGGGCACGAUGGAGCUGUUGAUCUCGGUGCUGGACGCCAACGACAAUGCGCCCACGUUCAACCAGUCUGUGUAUAAAGUGCAGUUGCCGGAGAGCGCUGCAGAGGGGACGCUGGUGGUGCGUGUGAACGCCACGGAUCCGGACGAGGGAAUUAACAGCGAGGUGACCUACACGGCGACCAACUUUUUUCCACUGAGUGGAAGAGAUGUGAUCACCGUCAAUCCGCAGACGGGGGAGAUCCGUCUCUCGGGCGCCCUGGACUUUGAAGAAGUCAGUAUAUUUGAUUUCCGUAUUGAAGCGAGAGACAAAGGGACGCCCCCGCUGUCGGGCCACUGCAGCGUGGAGCUGGAGGUGUUGGACGUGAACGACAACGCGCCGGAGGUGUGGGUGACGUCGCUGUCGGUGCCGGUGUCGGAGGACGCGGCGGUGGGGACAGUGGUGGCGCUGCUGAGCGUGUCGGACCGGGACUCGGGGUCGAACGGGCGCGUGCGGUGCGCGGUGUGGCCGGCGUCGCCGUUCGGUCUGGUGUCGACGUUCGCGGGGUCGUACUCGCUGGUGCUGCGGGAGGCGCUGGACCGGGAGCGGGUGUCGGAGUACGAGGUGGAGGUGCGUGCGGAGGACGGCGGGUCGCCGCCGCUGCGCGCCAGUCGCGGGGUGCGUGUGCCGGUGUCGGACGUGAACGACAACGCGCCGGCGUUCGCGCAGGCGGUGUACACGGUGCUGGCGCGGGAGAACAACGCGGCGGGCGCGGAGCUGGCGCGCGUGUGGGCGCGGGACCCGGACGAGGCGGGCAACGGGCGCGUGAGCUACUCGGUGUGGGAGGGCGGUGUCGGGGGCGCGUCGUCGGGCGGGGGGUGGCGGUCGGCGUCGAGCUACGUGUCGGUGGACGCGGAGAGCGGGCGGCUGUGGGCGCUGCGGCCGUUGGACUACGAGGAGGUGCAGGUGCUGCAGUUCGAGGUGCGUGCGGUGGACGCGGGGGAGCCGUCGCUGUGCGGCAACGCCACGGUGCAGGUCUUCGUGGUGGACGAGAACGACAACGCGCCGGCGCUGCUGCCGGCGUCGGGCGGCGGCGCGUGGUCCGGGUCGUCGUCGGAGGCGGCGUCGGUGCCGGGGUCGGGGUCGGUGUGGGCGUGGGCGUCGUGGGGGACGCCGGCGGGGCAGGUGGUGGCGAAGAUCCGGGCGGUGGACGCGGACUCGGGCUACAACGCGUGGCUGCGCUACGAGCUGUGGGAGCCGCGGGGGAAGGGCCCGUUCCGCGUGGGGCUGUACAGCGGCGAGGUGAGCACGGCGCGGGCGCUGGAGGAGGCGGACGGCCCGCGGCAGCGGCUGGUGAUCGUGGUGCGUGACCACGGGGAGCCGUCGCUCUCGGCCACGGCCACGCUGAGCGUGUCGCUGGUGGAGGGCGGCGAGGCGGCGCUGGCGGCCGCGGGCUCGUCGUCGUCGUCGUCGUUGUCGGGGGUAGGGCUGCGUCCGGCGGAGGGCGGCGCGUCGGUGUCGUCGUCUGCGGCGACGAACGUGUGGCUGGUGGUGGCGAUCUGCGCGGUGUCGAGCCUGUUCCUGCUGGCGGUGGUGCUGUACGUGGCGUCGCGGUGGGCGCCGCGGGCGGCCGUGCUGUCGGGGCCCGGUGCGGCGACGCUGGUGUGCGCCAGCGAAGUGGGGAGCUGGUCGUACUCGCAGCGGCAGAGCCGGAGCCUGUGCGUGGCGGACGGCGCGGGCAAGAGCGACCUGAUGGUUUUCAGCCCCAACUUCCCGCCGCCGCCGCCGCCGGCGCCCGUCCCCGCGGCGAAGGAGACGCAUCCGGAGGCGCCCGCUCUCCUGGACACGGUCAGUGGCCCUCCCUUUCUCGCCUCUCGCCCCUUCUAA
This is a messenger RNA of Chroicocephalus ridibundus (black-headed gull), 2678 nucleotides long. Its product is annotated as protocadherin alpha-2-like. Gene Ontology annotation, molecular function: calcium ion binding. Gene Ontology annotation, biological process: homophilic cell-cell adhesion. The transcript has a single exon. The record is from RefSeq and is a predicted model, not a curated record. Gene Ontology annotation, cellular component: plasma membrane. NCBI's taxonomy places the organism in Eukaryota, Metazoa, Chordata, Aves, Charadriiformes, Laridae. The coding region runs from base 162 to 2678 and encodes 838 amino acids.